Messenger RNA from Trypanosoma conorhini, 2241 nucleotides. RefSeq names its product putative exonuclease. The transcript has a single exon. Gene Ontology annotation, molecular function: metal ion binding; 5'-flap endonuclease activity. The record is from RefSeq and is a predicted model, not a curated record. NCBI's taxonomy places the organism in Eukaryota, Euglenozoa, Kinetoplastea, Trypanosomatida, Trypanosomatidae. Bases 1 to 2241 code for a protein of 746 amino acids.
AUGGGGAUUAAAGGGCUGUGGUCAGAGGUGCGUCCCGUGUGCCGCCAAUCCCACCUGUCUAACUUUCGCGGCCAGCGUGUGGCGGUGGACAUGUACGUUUGGUUGCAUCGUGGCAUUUUGGGUAGCGUGCAGCUUGGGACGAGCGCGGAUGCAGAGGCAUUCGUCGAGUCUGUUGCAGCGGCACCCGAGGGCGCGGACGCAGGCGCGUCCGUGCGUCUCACCAACAAAUUUCUGCAGUUUGUGAUGGGCCGUGUGGAACUGAUGCUGCGGUGUGGCAUCCACCCCGUGCUGGUCUUUGAUGGGGCGUCGAUCCCUGUAAAGCAGGGCACGGAAGAGGAGCGGCAGCUGCUUCGGGCAGCGCGGCUAGCAGAGGCGGUGCAGCUGAUCAAGGGCAGGUCGGCGUCAAAUCCCUGCGCCAGGCAGGCGGCGGCACAGUUGUUGGAGAAGGGCAUGGACAUCACCACGGAACUGGCGCAUGCCGUGAUCCAGGUGUUGCAGGAACGACGGCUGGAGUGCAUUGUUGCCCCGUACGAGGCGGACGCCCAGCUGGCGUACCUGUGCAAGGAGGGGUACGUGCAGGCGGUUAUAUCGGAGGACAGCGACCUCAUCGCCUACCACUGCCCCUGCCUUAUCGCCAAGCUGGAUGGUCACGGGAACUGUGAGGUGCUCGCUGCGCAGGACCUGCCGCGGUGCCCGAGCUUCUACGGGCUCUCGUACGAGUCAUUCCUGGUUGGCUGCAUUCUUAGCGGGUGCGACUACCUGCCGAGUCUGCCGCAGAUUGGGGUGAAGAAGGCCUUCCGCCUCGUGGCCCAGGCCACCUCCGUCCCAAGCAUCAUGCGCACCCUGCAGGUGAAGUUCGGGUUUUCCAAAGACGAGCUCGACGAAUACGGGGCGAAGCUGCAACAGGCCUUCUACUGCUUUGCGCACCACUUCGUCUUUGACCCUGUUCGCAAGGAAGUCGUGAAUUUAACUCCGCUGCCACGCGGGAUUCCACUCAACACAAAACUCCUCGGCGCGGCGCUACCGAAGGACGUCGCCGAGAAGGUCUGUGCGGAGUGCCUCUACGACCCUGUCAGCAAGGCUUUAUACCGGGGCAGCUACCUGUACUGCGUCCAGGAGUACUGGCGGCACGUGCGCGGAGGACAGACCUCGCUGAAGGCGUAUAGCGGGUUUCAGGACAUGCAGUCCCCGCGGGUGACCAUUUUGUUGGGCCAAGGCGGCGCCGACGCAGCGGGGCGACGUGCCUCUCCCACCACAACAUUCUUUUCCUCACCGCUACAAAAAGUCCGUGAGGCAACGGGGUUCUGCGAAAAGGAGACCCGCGGCACGACGUUGGUGCGCUCCAAGUACUUCACCCAAGGGCGCUGGAAGGUGGAGGAUUGGGAGAGCGAGGAGGGCGAGGACACCGCGACGACAACACAGACCACCGCCACCACGUGUGACAGCACCGCGGCUGCGGCAGCCGUCUGCAAUGACGAGGCGGGGAGUCAAGCUUCCCAGUGGUGCGUCUCCUCGCUUCGGUUUGUGGCGAAAGACGCAAUAGGAGGAACCCCGUCGUCUGCUUCUCAAUCGACUACAAACCUGACGCAGGAGGAUGGGCUUGCGGCGCAGCCGCAGCGGCGGCAGGAUAGUAGCGGCCUGCCUGGGGCACCGGCCGCGUCAACAUCGCCUGUGCCGCCAACUUCUGUGCCGGAGCUACCGCAGGGGGUAAUGGCGGCGCCGCACCUUAACGAGGGCCAGCACCAGCAAGUGAAAGGCGGGUGCCCGUUUGGCUACCCCCAGUGCGGGCGGCGGCACUCCAUCUUUGAGCUCUGCUUCCAAGGGAAGUCGUGGUCGAAGGAAUUCGCCCCGCUUGUCAAUGAGGAGGCGAACACCGUGGUGGACGGGAUCCCCAGCGGCGGCGGCGGCGGGAGGAGCACCAAGCGCCCUGGCGGGUUUUCCCGUUCUUCCUCGUGGGGAGGCGCGGCUGAAAAGCGUCAACGCGAGGCGGCGUUACCGCCUUACUUUCGGCCCGUUUUUAGACCACCGGCGUCGACUGCCGCCGCACCACAUGCGGAGAAGUUGUCCCCCACCGCGAAGCGAAGGCUGCCGUCCUCCGCAGACCAGGCGAUGCAGCUGAUGCAGCGGCUUCACCCCGGGGACGCCGACUCCCCCACGGUCUCUUCCAAGGCAGACGACACCUGUCGUGGUAGCGGAGCGGCUGCUAAGAUGUUUGAAAAGCUUGGGUUUUCACGGCAGUGA